GUUCAUCAGCUUCGUCCGGGUGAAUUCUGUAUUCCGUGCAUACCACCGCUGACAGGGCUUGGGGGCUUGCGGGUUUGGGGGCUUGGCUCGGCUCGACGCGACACAAUCUGGACGCGGAGGCGAUGUCAUCAUGGACACGGACGGCUAGUGUUUCAUUGUUUCAUCUCCAGCAGACCGUCUCUUAACCCGGGAUGGCAUCCCGCAGCAGUGGCGCGAUCCGUCCCCCUUCUCGAGAUCGAAGGCGACGAUAACGUCAAGCUGCCGAAGAGAUGAGGUGGAGCACCGAGAAGGCGGUGGUAGGCUCACUUGAGGGAUGCGAGACCGUCAAGGUGCUGGUUGGGGAUGAGCAGCGCGAGUUCACGCUGCGCCGGGAACUGCUGCGCGACAGCUGCGCCUUCUUCAAGACUCAUCUCGACUCCAUCCCGUCUCCAUCGAGCGCGAGUUGUCCGGGGAAUGGCGGCGGGACGGAUUCGGAGGCGAGAGAGGGGAAACAGCAGCAACAGCAGCAGGGUCAGGAGGCAGAGAAGGCAGAAGAGGCGGAGGGGGAUGAGGAUGAGGACACGGUGCUGUGGCUACCCAACGAGGCCGCCGACAUGUUCGAGAUCUUCGUGCUGUGGCUAUACCAGCGCAAGCGGUUCGCCUCCUUCCUCGACCACGCCAUACACGCCAUGACGCCCGACGAGUGCCGCAGCUUGCGCACCAACCUCGUCCGUCUGCACCUGUUCGCCGCUGUCAUCGACCUGCCGGCGCUGCAGGACGCAGCCAUGGACGCGCUGCAGGACCUGUACCUGCGCUUCGACUGGGACAUGUCGCCGCGCUUCCUGGCCUUCCUGUACGGCGACUGCGACGCGCAGCACGCGGUGCGCCUGCGCAAGUGGGCCGUCGCCAUGCUGGCCUGGACGCUGCACGGCGGCGCCGACAAGGCGCCCGCCCUGGCCGGCCCCGUCGACCGCCUCUUCGCCGCCUACCCGGACCUGCGGGCCGACUACCAGAUGCACCUGCACAAGAUGGCCCAGAGUCGCGCCGACGUGCGCAUCAAGAACCCGCAGCUGCGCCUGCCCGCCAACCGCCUGCGCAGCGGCGAGCGCUACUUCGGCUUCCGCCAGUGCACCUUCCACAGCCACCGCGCCACCGUCGGCGAGGGCACCUGCCCGCACGCCCUGGCCCUGGGCCUCUCGCACCCCGCGGCCCACCGCUGGGACGGCGAGGAGGUCGAGUCGGACGGCUCGGAUGCGGACCACGCGAUCAUCAUAUCGCCGGUUGGCGACCUGAGCGAGAGAUCAUAUCUCGACCUGUCAUGAUGUUAAUUCCGGGUCGGGGGUCGGUGUCGCUGGGUACGCCACCGCGGGACCCUUAGCCUUAUUCUGACGGACUGGAAACGGAGGCGUGAGAAAAGGAGGACAGUCAUGUUCCGCAGAUAAUAAGGAGAGAGACCUGAGAGA
Messenger RNA from Thermothielavioides terrestris NRRL 8126, 1442 nucleotides. RefSeq lists its product as uncharacterized. The transcript is spliced from 3 exons. Lineage: Eukaryota; Fungi; Ascomycota; Sordariomycetes; Sordariales; Chaetomiaceae. The coding region runs from base 270 to 1301 and encodes 343 amino acids. The record is from RefSeq and is a predicted model, not a curated record.